GCGUCUCGGGUAGCAGAGCAGGAUGGAGAAGCGAGGCCGGGGCGGGAGGGUGACCCCGAGCCAAACCCCUCAGCAGACGCCGGCGACGCCCCGGAGAGACAGGAGGGCUAGCAUGUUCGAGAAAGAGGCAUUUGCCCAGAUCUUAAGAGAAAGACUGAGAGAAUCAAUUCAUGAUGUUCAGUAUGUGGAGCCUCCAUUUGAUGACUCAAUCGCUGAUAUAGGUAAAGAAUGGAAGAGUGCCCUGGCAAAAUUAAAGUUUGCUAAUUCAUAUAGAAUGCAGCCAUUGAGGAAAUUUCAAGCCAAUUCAGUAGAAUCUAAAGUCCAGCAGAUACUGAAGGAAUGUCUUAAAGAUGUCAAGUAUGAUGACAAAGUCUUCUCUCAUUUGUCACUUGAAUUGGCAGACCGCAUACUGUUAGUGGUCAAAGAAUUUGGGUUCCACCGUUACAAGUUCAUUGUAAAAGUAUUAUUUAUUCAAAAGACUGGCCAAGCAAUAAAUGUUGCCAGCAGAUGGAUCUGGGAUGUUGCAUGGGACAGCUGGGUUGCAGUGAAGCAUGAAACCGAAUCUUUCGUGGCUCUGGCCUUGGUGUUUGCUUUGUACUGUGAAUAGCUUGUUCCAUACACUAGAGAGUGUUUACUUCCCAACUUUUCAAAAACAAGUGAAAUUUGUAGACUUGUGAACUUCAUAGUAUCUUUGAUUAGUUACAUUGCUAUUUCCAGUGGAGGCUUCUUAUUGUAUUCUUUUGACAACAAAGUAAAAGCUAGAUUUUUUA
Molecule: messenger RNA, 770 nt
Organism: Galeopterus variegatus (Sunda flying lemur)
Lineage: Eukaryota; Metazoa; Chordata; Mammalia; Dermoptera; Cynocephalidae
Gene: DYNLT2
Product: t-complex-associated-testis-expressed 3
Exons: 4
Coding region: 23-607 (194 amino acids)
Biological process (GO): microtubule-based movement
Cellular component (GO): cytoplasm; cytoplasmic dynein complex
Molecular function (GO): dynein intermediate chain binding
Source: RefSeq, a predicted model, not a curated record